UUUGUGUUUUUUUGUAGUCGAGCUCAGACUUUUAUUUUGAAAGCCGAGGCCAUAUUUGCUUCACAGCAACAAGCAGCGUGUAAGAUGGCGCAUCUGGACGGAGUGGUAAAGCCGAAGACAAAGCGGUCCAAACGCUUCCUGGACCACAGAGCACCGAAGCUGUUGGAAAACUCGAAGAAUGCGAUGAUUAUGAAAGGAGGGAACACAAGUGAAACAGUAACUCAGGCCCUGAAAGACAUAUAUUCAUUAAAGAAACCAAAUGUUGUGCUGUACAAAAAGAAAAACAUUAUGAGGCCUUUUGAGGACUCCACAUCACUGGAAUUCUUCUCCAAAAAAACAGACUGCUCCCUUUUUUUAUUUGGCUCGCACAACAAGAAACGACCCAAUAACCUCGUAUUCGGUCGAAUGUUUGAUUUUCAUGUGCUGGACAUGUUUGAGAUGGGCAUCGAGAAGUUCACUGCUCUGAAAAACAUCAAGAAUGAAAAGUGUGCAGAGGGCACUAAACCAAUGCUGAUAUUUGCUGGGGAGCUUUUUGAUGUGGAUAAUGAAUAUUCACGUCUCCGGAAUGUCCUGACAGAUUUCUUCCGUGGUCCUGUUGUACCUGCGGUGCGGUUAGCUGGCCUGGAGCAUAUUCUCCAUUUCACUGCAGCAGAUGGAAAGAUCUUCAUGCGAAGCUACAGAGUACUUCUGAAGAAGUCGGGGUGCCGGACCCCUCGGAUUGAGCUGGAGGAGAUCGGCCCAUCGUUUGAUUUUGUUCUGAGGAGAACUCACCUGGCCUCAGAUGACUUGUACAAGACUGCACACAAACAGCCUAAAGGGCUGAAGCCCAAGAAAAAGAAGAACAUUUCUCACGACACCUUUGGCACCAAGUUUGGCCGUCUACACAUGCAGAAGCAGAAUCUGGACAAACUGCAGACAAGGAAGAUGAAGGGACUGAGGAAGAGGAGAGGAGCUGUGGUUGUAGAGAACGGAGAAACAACUUCUCCGAAAAAAAUCAAAACUCAGGAAUAGACUCUGUUCUCAGAGUGCUAAUGGACUUUACUGACCUUACAGCACUGUGUGAAUUGAAUUGGACUGACUUGUUCGAAAACCUCUUAACACAGAAAUCACUGAUGAGAGGCGGAGCAAAUAUAAUUUUGUAUACACUCUUUCAUGUCAGAUGUUCUUUGUUCUAUGAAGCCUUUGUGGAACUUCAGUGCAGUAAAAGAAGCUUCCAGAAACAGUUGACUGUGCUAAAAUUUAAAUAUUUUGUUAAUAUGUUUUGUUGAGUCACAGCGUAUCUCAUAAUUGUGAAAAUCUGAUAUUGGUGCUGUGCAUGUCUGUGUAUGGUGAUAUAUAAACAUUUCUAAAAACA
Astyanax mexicanus (Mexican tetra) is the source of this 1354-nucleotide messenger RNA. RefSeq names its product ribosome production factor 2 homolog (gene rpf2). Gene Ontology annotation, molecular function: rRNA binding. The coding region runs from base 85 to 1011 and encodes 308 amino acids. NCBI's taxonomy places the organism in Eukaryota, Metazoa, Chordata, Actinopteri, Characiformes, Acestrorhamphidae. The transcript is spliced from 10 exons. Gene Ontology annotation, cellular component: nucleolus. Gene Ontology annotation, biological process: maturation of LSU-rRNA from tricistronic rRNA transcript (SSU-rRNA, 5.8S rRNA, LSU-rRNA); ribosomal large subunit assembly. The record is from RefSeq and is a predicted model, not a curated record.